Grammomys surdaster is the source of this 1285-nucleotide messenger RNA. RefSeq names its product E3 ubiquitin-protein ligase MARCH2. Gene Ontology annotation, molecular function: ubiquitin-protein transferase activity; zinc ion binding. Lineage: Eukaryota; Metazoa; Chordata; Mammalia; Rodentia; Muridae. The transcript has a single exon. Gene Ontology annotation, biological process: protein ubiquitination. The record is from RefSeq and is a predicted model, not a curated record. The coding region runs from base 77 to 817 and encodes 246 amino acids.
CCGCCCGGCCCGGCCGCGGAACAGGCUCCUGGGACCAUGGGCCUCAGGCCCUGAGGACAGGAGGCUCCCUGUGGCCAUGACGACAGGUGACUGUUGCCACCUUCCUGGCUCCCUAUGUGACUGCUCCAGCAGCCCUGCCUUUUCCAAGGUUGUAGAGGCCACAGGGCUUGGGCCACCUCAAUAUGUAGCACAAGUGACUUCAAGGGAUGGCCGGCUGCUCUCAACCGUCAUCCGGGCUUUGGAUACACCAAGUGACUGUCCCUUCUGCCGAAUCUGCCAUGAGGGAGCAAAUGGGGAGAAUCUGCUGUCCCCAUGUGGCUGCACUGGCACACUGGGAGCUGUGCACAAGAGCUGCCUGGAGAAAUGGCUGUCUUCCUCCAACACCAGCUACUGUGAGCUGUGUCACACGGAGUUUGCAGUGGAAAAGCGGCCCCGGCCUCUCACAGAGUGGCUAAAGGACCCGGGGCCGCGCACUGAGAAGCGGACACUGUGCUGUGACAUGGUAUGCUUUGUGUUCAUCACACCACUAGCCGCCAUCUCAGGCUGGCUGUGCCUGCGAGGGGCCCAGGACCACCUCCGUCUGCAUAGCCGGCUGGAGGCUGUAGGGCUCAUUGCCCUCACCAUUGCCCUCUUCACCAUCUAUGUGCUCUGGACACUGGUCUCUUUUCGAUACCAUUGCCAGCUGUACUCGGAAUGGAGGAAGACCAAUCAGAAAGUUCGCCUGAAGAUUCGGGAAGCAGAUGGCUCGGAGGACCCCCACCACUCCUUGCUGGCUACUGGACUUUUAAAAAAGGUGGCAGAGGAGACUCCUGUGUGAAGGCCUGGCUGGCAUGUCUCUGAGGUAGUGGACAGACCAGAGUCAGAUGGCAAUGCACUGGCAUUUGGAAAGAUGGAAGCUGCCUGACUUUUCAUGCACAGCUCUGAUGCUUCUCAGGCCAAUAGCCACAGCAAGCAGAGCCUGCUCUGUGAUCCUGUGUGAAUAUAUUUUCAAGGGUUUUGUUUUGCACAUUAUUGUAUAUGACAAGCACAGAUGGACAGAUUUGAGCUUUGGAUGGAGUAGGCACCCCUAUAUCUGAUAUCUGUUUGACACCUUUUGGACAGCAGCUUUAGCUGCUGGUGUCAAGGGUGCCCAUUGGACUCAAAGGUUCCAGCAAGCUUCUUGCAUUAUUCUGCACCUAGCUGGCUUGCUUUACUGGCACUCUUGACUUAUAAACUUAUAAAGUUGCACUGCAUUUCAAAAACCCACCCCUGAAUGAAUAAAAGGAGCCCUUGCUGGCUAAAAAAA